Molecule: messenger RNA, 1032 nt
Organism: Acytostelium subglobosum LB1
Lineage: Eukaryota; Evosea; Eumycetozoa; Acytosteliales; Acytosteliaceae
Exons: 3
Coding region: 1-1032 (343 amino acids)
Source: RefSeq, a predicted model, not a curated record
AUGAACGGCGACAGAUUGACAUCAGGAGGUACUGUUCACUCCAACACUCCAAACAACUUCUUGAGAAGUGGUGAGUUCCAUUUGGUCAUCCAACAAGAUGGUAACUUGGUAGUUUACAGAGGAUCAAACUUUGCUUCAAGCAAUGCCGUAUGGUCCACUCAGACCCAUGGCAAGGGUAUGGCUCCAUUCCGUCUGACCAUGCAGCAUGAUGGUAACUUGGUUAUCUAUGACCAACAUAACUCACCAACAUGGGCAUCACAUACGAAUGGCCGUGGACAUGGACCUUACACUCUUUACUUGGCACCAAGCAGCGGAGUUCACGUCGUUGACUCUCGCUCAUCAUGCCUUUGGAGCACACCUGGCCACGAAAAGUCAACCCUCCAUCUUCCACACGCUGGCUUCCCAAGCAUGCCAAGCAUGCCACCUAUGCCAUCCAUGCCAGUUAUGCCAGGUAUGCCAGGUAUGAUGCCAGGCUACCCUUACCCAGGCCAACCACAAAUGUACCCCGGUCAGGUGGCCCCAGUCUAUCCAGGCCAGGUCUACCCACCAAGCCAGCCACAGGUUGUUGCCCCAACCUGCCCACCAGCCAGAGGACAUGGCCAUCAUCACCACCACCACCAUCACCAUCACCACGGCCCAGCUCACCCACAGGGACGUUCCUUCUUCCAGGGCGACACCAUGAAGAGCGAGGCCACCCUGCACUCGCACUCGAUGAACGCCAUGUACAAUGGCAACUACUUCUUGGUCAUGCAGGACGACGGCAACCUCGUCCUCUACCACGGACUGAGCUGGCUGCCCGCCCACGCCAUUUGGUCGACACAGACCUACGGCAAGGGUCAUGGACCAUACAGAUUCUCCAUGCAGCACGAUGGCAAUGCCGUCGUCUAUGACAGCCACAACCAUCCAAUCUGGGCAUCGCACACAUGCAACCGUGGACAUGGUCCAUACAAGCUGCAGUUGCAUCACAAUGGCAACCUCACCCUCAACGACCAUCAUCAUCACCAACUCUGGAGCUCGCACUCUGGUCGUUAA